Rotaria socialis is the source of this 1035-nucleotide messenger RNA. NCBI's taxonomy places the organism in Eukaryota, Metazoa, Rotifera, Eurotatoria, Philodinida, Philodinidae. The record is from the annotation of a GenBank genome assembly.
AUGACGAGGAUUGGUGUUCGUGCACGCAAAUAUUUUAUUAUAUAUUUACUCAUCACUUAUUUCAAACAUCCAUUAUUAUCGAUCGUAAAAACUAGACGAUUCCAAAUGGAUCCUCGUUUUACUGAUGAAGCAAUUGCUUAUUGCCAAUUGACUGCAUCACUCUUACAACCAUCGAAUGGUUUGUCAGCUGAGUUUUUACGAAAAUUUUUCGAAGAUGUUCAUGCUAAAGGCAAUGAAAAACUUAUUGAAACAUUCACAGGCUCGCUUGAAGAGAGAAAAGUAACGACAAAAUCUGCAGAUAUACCAAUAAAUAUUUAUACACCAAUCGAUGCUGAAAAAGAUAAAUUAGUUAUUUACUUUCAUGGUGGAGGUUGGACAUUGGGAAGUCGAAGCACACAUCAAUCUAUUGUUAAUCUCGCUGCAGAUUUGACAAAAACUAUUUGGAUUUCGGUCGAAUAUCGUCUAGGUCCAGAAUACAGAUAUCCAAUCUGGCUCGACGAGUCAUGUGAUGUGACUCGACAUAUCAUUGAAAAUAAAGAAUUCUAUGGCGUUGAUCAAGCAGCAAAGAUCGGGGUGGUAGGUGAUAGUGCUGGAGCUAUGAUUAGCACAUCUAUUUGUCAGACGGUGAAAAAUAUUGAUUUUCAGGUUCUCAUUUAUGGUUUGUACGAUUUUACUCGUACAGCACCAUCUUACAAGGAAUUUACUGAUCCACAGUAUGUUUGCACUCCUGAAUUGCUUGAUUGGUUCAUCACUCAUACAUUUGAUGAUGGAGUUGAUAUGAAAGAUCCUCGAAUAUCUGUUUUUCUUAAUCCAUCACCAGAUCGUUUACCAGCAGCUCUAUUUAUUGUUGCUGAACUGGAUGCUCUUCGAGAUGAUAGUUUCGCAUACAAAGAAAUUUUAGACAAAGUCGGUAUAAAGAACAAACUUUCACUUUUCAAAGGUGUUCCUCAUGGAUUCUUUAGUUUACCCGCUAUUUAUCCAAAAGCAUGCACACAAGCCGUAGAUACUAUCAAGGAAUUUAUGGCAUCCAUCUAA